Messenger RNA from Thermothielavioides terrestris NRRL 8126, 1179 nucleotides. RefSeq lists its product as uncharacterized. The record is from RefSeq and is a predicted model, not a curated record. The coding region runs from base 1 to 1179 and encodes 392 amino acids. NCBI's taxonomy places the organism in Eukaryota, Fungi, Ascomycota, Sordariomycetes, Sordariales, Chaetomiaceae. The transcript has 3 exons.
AUGCCUCGACAGCUGCCCUGGAAAGUCGGCAGCGCGUCGGCGAAGCAGGCGCCCUCAUCGCCGCGCCCCAAAGCUGCUCAGCCCUCAGCAAGCCCCGCCCCGUCCGCCAGCCGUAGCCCAGCCCCGUCUCACCGCCCCACGCCAACGCCCCAAGCCGCGUCGACGCCCGACCCGAGCAGGAAGCCAAGGCGCAGUCUCGCACUCAGCUCAGCGCGAUCGCCGUCCACCUCGCCACCGCCCGAGCCCAUCCAAGAAGAGUUUAUGAUAGAAGGCGUCGACCAUGACGACAGGUACCGCAUGGUGGAGGACGAGUUCCUCGCCGUGGCCGGCGAGUUCACCCGGCACCUGCACGCGGCCGAGUAUCAGCGGCUGAAAAACCUCGCCAAGUCGCAGAAUGCGGAGACCAUCCGCCACAUCUCGCGGCCCGUCACCGGCGAGAUGUCAGACCUCGUAAAGCGCCGUCAUGCCGCCUUGGACACGGCCUCCAGGCAGCGCCGGGGCAUCGCGAAGACAUUGGGCAAGCGGGCUGCCGGAGAUAGCUCGCUCGAUGGGGACGAGCAGGAACCGACGCGACGCCCCUUUACCUCGCUGCAGGGCUUGAUGGAGAGUCCGAGGAAGCAGGCAGUUCCGCUGACUUCCGUGAUGGGGCCUCGGCCAGGCGCGAGUUUUAGGGACGAGGCCGACGGCAGCCCGUCCAGGAGGCGAGGAUUGGCUCGCCACGGCAGCAUGGACAUGUUCGGCUUGAAAAAAGAAGCGUCUCCAGUCAGGCUAAAGCGAGAGCCUUCACAAGAUUCGGACGACGAUGACCUUGACGGUCAGCCUCCGUGGCCACCAGAACCCACACGGCGACGAGAGCAAGCAAAGAGGGCACCCUCUCGGCAGACAUGGGCUCCGGACCCCGCAGCCAAGCCGAACGCUGAGCUGAGCAGUUCAAACAAUCCGUUUUUGAGGGCCAGUACCGGCACCGUUCCAAGACAGACUUUAACCCGUGAUGCCGGUCUGACGGAGCCCGCUGGGCCACCAGCUAACGGGGACGAUGACCACGACGAUGACUUCUUCUCCCGGCUCCGCGCACGAAGGGCAGAGCAGAAACGACGCCGCGAGGCCAGAACGGGAGAUGGCAGCGUCAAAAUUUCCGAAAGUCAGGCCGCAGCACUCAACGAAAUCCCAUUCAUAUAA